AUGCACAGAGAUGAGCAAAGUAACAAUUUCCUUGAUCAGUGGGUCUUUGUUUAUGAAAAGGCUUACCAAGUGCGAGACACAGCAAUUGAAUCUUCAGUAAUGACCAAGGUAAAAGGUUUUGGAGUCUACAAUGACAAAGUCAUGGAUGUUGCAGACUACGUCAUGCCAACACAGGGUGCUUCUGUCUUCUGCAUCAUUACCAAACUGAUAACAACAGAAAACCAAGUUCAAGGAUACUGUCCAGAGAGUGAAGAUAAAUAUAUUUGUACCCAUGACAGCAACUGUACACGCCUUGUUAACAAGCCAGGAAGUUAUGGAAUUCUUACAGGGAGAUGUGUUGCUUUCAAAGCUACUAUCAAGACAUGUGAACUUAAAGGGUGGUGCCCUGCUGAGAUUGAUACCAUAAAAACCACACCAAUGAUGGAAGUGGAAAAUUUCACAAUUUUCAUCAAAAACAGUAUUCGAUUUCCAACCUUCAACUACACAAAAGGCAACUUCCUCCCCACCAUUACUGACAAGUACAUCAAUCAAUGCAACUUUGACAUGGUCAACAAUACUUACUGCCCAAUCUUCAAAGUGGGAGAUGUCGUCCGCUAUGCGCAACAGAACUUCACCAAACUUGCAGACAAGGGAGGAGUGAUAGGAAUAAAGAUUGGCUGGAUAUGUGAUUUGGACAAAUCAGACGACCAGUGUAACCCUUCAUACUCAUUCACCCGACUGGAUGCAAUGUCUCAGAAAAAUGCUAUCUCACCUGGUUACAAUUUCAGGUUUGCCAAGUACUAUAAGAUGGAAAAUGGGACUGACUAUCGUACACUGGUGAAAGCCUAUGCAAUAAGGUUUGAUGUGCUUGUCAAUGGAAAUGCAGGCAAGUUUAACAUGAUUCCCACACUUAUAAACAUGGUGGCAGCCUUCACUUCAGUAGGAGUGGGCACUGUGCUGUGUGAUACAAUACUGCUGAACUUUCUGAAGGGAGCAGCGCUGUACAAGGCCAAGAAAUUUGAAGAGGUAUCGGACUCACUGGAUUCUCAAAACACCAGGCUUUAUCGCAGCCAGCUUUAACUUCAAAACAAUGAAGGUUUUAUGGAAUAUCAUUUAAGAAUGUAUAUGCAUAUAGACAAAAUGUUUGCAUGGUAAAAGUUAAUCUGUUUGUUCAAAAAUACAAAUCAUUGGCAUUAAAUUUUAACAAAGAAAUUACAGUGGAGCCUCGGCUGAAAAUUCGCUUUAU
Messenger RNA from Syngnathus acus (greater pipefish), 1225 nucleotides. Its product is annotated as P2X purinoceptor 3-like. The coding region runs from base 1 to 1059 and encodes 352 amino acids. The record is from RefSeq and is a predicted model, not a curated record. Lineage: Eukaryota; Metazoa; Chordata; Actinopteri; Syngnathiformes; Syngnathidae. Gene Ontology annotation, molecular function: purinergic nucleotide receptor activity; ATP binding; extracellularly ATP-gated monoatomic cation channel activity. Gene Ontology annotation, biological process: monoatomic cation transmembrane transport; response to ATP. Gene Ontology annotation, cellular component: nuclear inner membrane; plasma membrane. The transcript has 12 exons.